Molecule: messenger RNA, 3065 nt
Organism: Gasterosteus aculeatus aculeatus (three-spined stickleback)
Lineage: Eukaryota; Metazoa; Chordata; Actinopteri; Perciformes; Gasterosteidae
Gene: mmp25b
Product: matrix metallopeptidase 25b
Biological process (GO): proteolysis; anatomical structure development; regulation of transcription by RNA polymerase II
Cellular component (GO): extracellular matrix
Molecular function (GO): zinc ion binding; DNA-binding transcription factor activity, RNA polymerase II-specific; RNA polymerase II cis-regulatory region sequence-specific DNA binding
Source: RefSeq, a predicted model, not a curated record
CUUUCUCUCUCCAUCGCUCGGAGGACAAGAGUGCCCGCAGACGCAUUUCUCUCCAGAGCCCCCCCUCUUCCUCUUUCACUCUCUCUCACCCUGUCUAACUCUGUCCAUCUCGCUCCUACUCUCUGCUUUACACAUACACACAGUUAUUGUCAACAAAGCUGGAGAACGAGGGACGUGGGGGGCGAACGAGGGGACUGAAGGGUCCACAGGGGGAAGUAACACACCGGACCCGCCGCGCCGUUUCAGCCGGACUCUCGGAGGGGAGGACUGGAGGAUCGACGGAAGGCGAGAUUUGCCAAAGGUGACAGCGAACAGGGGCGGACACGCACGGGACAGGACUUCUUCCGUUCGUCUUCAUGGUGGUUUGGACACUCGUAGCAUGUAUGAGAAGUUAACCAUGCUGAACCUGCAGAGCGGCUCAAACUGGAGCGGGCCCAACAACUGGUACCACGACCCCACCAGCGUCCAGACGCAACACAGCACAGUGUCCGACGGCUGCCUGCUGGACACGGAGGGCAGCAUAGGGGGGGAGGCAGCGGGAGGGGGAACGGGCCGAGGGGGAGGAGUCCCCGUCGAGAGGGACGACGGCGAGGAGUCUCAGCUGAGGCUGCAGCUCAAGAGGAAGCUGCAGAGGAACCGGACCAGCUUCACGCAGGAGCAGAUCGAGGCUCUGGAGAAAGAGUUUGAAAGGACACAUUACCCGGAUGUAUUUGCGAGGGAGCGAUUGGCAAACAAGAUCGACUUACCAGAAGCCCGGAUACAGGUGUGGUUCUCGAACCGAAGAGCCAAGUGGAGGAGGGAGGAGAAGCUGCGCAAUCAAAGGAGGUCGGGGGCCGCCACUUCCUGUUCGCAGAGCCAAGCCCCUCUGACCACUUCCUUCAACACUUCCGUCUACCAUCAGCAGCACGCCAGCGGUUCAGGGUCCAUGUUGAGUCAGGCCGAGUCGUCUCUGCCCAGCUACAGCUCCCUGUCCGUGUUCUCAUCCGGAGUCCAGUCCAUUCCCCCCCAGUCGGCCUCCUCCUACUCCUGCAUGCUACCUCCAUCCCCGUCUGCCCCGCGCAGCUUUGACUCAUCGGCGUACUCUUCCCCUCACCUGCAGACUCCGUCCUCGGCCAACUCCAACACCGGGCUCAUAUCGCCCGGUGUUUCAGUGCCGGUCCAGGUGCCGGGAACGGAUCAGCAGAGCAUGAGUCACAACCUGGGUCAGUACUGGGCCAGGUUACAGUGAACAACAGACAAUGGCUGCCCCCCCCCACCCCCUUCCAACCCUCCAAAAAGGGGGCAUGUAACAAAAAAAAAAAAGUGAUGGGGAUGACACGGGUUUUAGGGAAGCACAGGACUGAGCUGUAUUGGGCCUCAACAAGUUGCAGACCCUGAAAUGCAUUAAAUGUUUACAAAUUCCAACAAGAGCCGCUUUGGUUGCACUCGACAGUACUUACUGGUCACACUGGUGUUUGCUUGGUGGUUUCAGGUUGCACUUUCUUCUGUUUGGAUGGUGUGUUAUUCAUAAGGCUGAGCCCGGGAUUAGAAAUAGGAUCAGUGUGAGGUGUGUGUAAGUGUGUAAUAAUAUCCGGAUUAGGAUGAGGCUUAAAUUUAAGUCACGGUUACAUUGUCUGCGGAGAUGCAACAUGUGUUCCAUCACCAGAUGGUUUAGGAUUAUCAAUUCUUCUUUAUUUUCUUACAUUUUGUCUUUUUCUUUACUAAAAAAGUAAAGUCAAAUGCAAAAAAAUAUAUAGGAGCGUUGAAACGAGCGUUGAAAAGUGUACUUUUGAGUUUACAGUAUUUAGUUACAUGUUGAAAUAAAUUGUAUCCGAGCUGACAUUAUUACAAACUUUCAGCCUAUAAACUUCUCCCAAAUCCAUUAAAUAAUAAUAAGAUAUGCCUUGAAUUUCAAAACAGUUGGUUAUUUCUUUUUCAUACAUGAUGAAUAAUAUGGUAGGAUUAUGUUUUUAAUCAAAUAAUGAGCGGAUUAUGUUUAUUAUCCCACCACAUAGAGAUGAACACUGUAGAGAUGUGCUAAGCAAAUGCCAGCAGAAGUCUGUAUUGUAAAGUGUAGCCACAGUUUCUCGUUACUUGAGCAGGUCGGUGAUGUUGUGAUAGCGAGUUUGUUCCAUAUACACAAACUGUGUGAGAAUACUUUGAAGACUUUUGACUUGCUAACGGCAAUCACUUUUACUAAGACCUAAACACUUAAAUCCCGCCUACCCAGCAUUAAUACGCCAAGACUGCAUAUUUUUGUACAGACAACCUGUGUGUGAGGAAGAUAACUGUGGAACAUUGUCAGAUGUUAUUGGAGGGGAAAAUGUUCGUUGGGGACUUAAAUGAUCCUCGAGCACAAAAACAAUACGAACACAACGAUAUGAUACAUUUACAGGUUCCCUAAGGGACUUGGGAAUGUCAUUUCCCUUUGUGUUAUAUAUACAGGGUAUAUAUAUAUAUAUAUAUAUAUAUAUAUAUAUAUAUAUAUAUAUAUAUAUACCUGAUCGAUCUAAAAACAGAAGCAGUUCCAUCGCAGGUUCAGCAGUGGGAAAUACCUUUGAUUGACAGGGAGUUUUUUUUUUUUUUGUACAUCACAAACGAACAGCAGCAGACAAUCAGGAAUCGUUCCACAGCAAACGAAGAGGCGGCCUUCAAACACGUCAGAGCGCGACAAUCAAAGCUGGGGGGGUAAAGGAGAUUUAAAAAUAAAAAAUAAAAAAAAAGGGAAAUCACUACAACGCAGCCAAAACAAUAGCAAUGACAUCAUCAAAUGCGCAUGACCAAAAAUAAGCCGCUGCAGACAAUCGGUUUCUUGCAGAAGUGAGUUGAGUAUAUUAUUACCGUACUUCAGGUUUCACCCUCUGCUCACUGUCCUCUAUUGGUUUUGUUGAUGCAUCUCAGUUUUAAUCUAAUAGGAAAUGUCUUUCAACUCUUAUUUAUUUGUCUUUUCACUCGUUCACACAAGUCCUCUGUGUCGUUUCUGUUGUCGUCGUGUGUUGUGUUAGUACCGUGCGGUCACCAAGAGUCAACCCUUUUGUGAAGGCCUUGGAUCCCUUUAAUGAAAAUAAAACCUUGUGGAAUGAAAA